ACCCCUCGACUUGGCCUUGACAUUCACCCACCUCACUCCGGACCGACUCUCAGGCUCGCUACCAGUGAUCCUACGCUCAAAGAGCCCUCCUGCUGUGCAUCGGAGGCCGUAUUAGGCCCCUGCUUUGUCAAGCUCUUGCCUCAGUGAAGUCAAUCACGCUCUCGGCUGUGGUAUGAGCAGAAUUCCGCCUGGCUUGCUCUACCUCACGAUAUAUAACACAAGUCUUCGACCCGCGUCGCUCACUUCACCGGACGAUGAGGAUGCAGAGGAGCAGGCUCAAAUACUCUUCUAUACCGCUCGGGAGCGAGCCGUCUCACGCGACCGAAUGCUCAGACAAGUCGGGCUUGCGAAGGCCCUAGUCAACUUCUCAGACAUGUUCAAUUCAGAACAGGCGUGCGAGAACGUGCACUCGCAGACUCGGCGAAUGAUCACGAUUGAAACCGAGCCUGACUACUGGAUCCACGCAUGCAUAGAACUCGCCAAAACCCCUCGGUCUGCUCCUUCCAAAAGGAAAGGAAAGGCGAAGGAGAAAGCGAAGAGCGGCGAAUCGCCUGCUCAAGAGCAGAUAUACGAAUGCCACGAUUCUUCUGUACAUGACGUAGCACUUCGCUCCCAUAUCAUGCGUGGUUACGAUGAUUUCAAGUUGAUUCAUGGUUCCUUCACCUCCAUCCUAACCAGCCUAGGUCAACAGGCGUUAGAGCUUCAACUCGAACGGUUCUUCACGGUUUGGGCGUGGAGAUGGGAUAUCGAGCAGCAUACUGACUUUUCUGCCGACCUCGGCUCUAGUCUUCACCCGAUGGCACCCUCCCUCGUACCUAUUGUCGAUGACUUUGCGAAGGUUCUGCUGGAUGAAAUGUCUGUGUUCGUACUCGAACCCCCAUACGUUAUACCCCCGACGACCCUAACUUCCCGUCAACUACCCCCCUCACUUCUUCGUCACGUCAUUUCGCGUAUCCCACCAGCUGUCGUCGCACAACCCGUAGCCCCUCCGGAUCCCCCAGUCGAGCAAGCCACAAGAGAUUCGGCAGUUGCGCCUGCGAGCAUCACGUCGCGCGGCCUCGACCCAAGCAUUGUCGCCCAAGUGACUCAGAAAUCGGUCGAAUCAGCUGCCCUGUCCAGCUUUGUGACGAUGUCAAGUGUGACUCGUGCCAUGGAUCCGCGUCAGCUGAAGUGGGGAUGGCCUGGUUACCUCACGUUCGGAAAGGGAACGGCGACGAAGGCGCCCGAUGUACCGCCUUCGCCAGCAGAUCCUCAAACGAGCGAGAGCGCAUCUACAGCGGAGUCUGGUUCUAGCGAGACCUUCGAGAUUGAAGUACGUGAUGGACAUCUGGACGUUCCGGAGCAGCGCAAGUCUAUAGACGUAGAUCGGGAAUCUCUGCAAGAGGCCCUCUACACCCCACAACACCUCUCACCGAAUCUGUCCAUCGCAGGAUUACCGGCGGAAGAAGAGGAGAAACCUGACGAAGAGAGUCCGAAAGCAGAUGAAGUUGAAGCACCAAAUCAAGAGGUUCCCGCCGAUCGCGACGACGCUCAAGCGAUCUCACCAGCAUUUUCAGUCAUGCACAAAUCCCUCGAUGUUGACGUGGCGGAGAAAUCUCCACCGGUAUCUCCUGCACCAACACUACGGCCAAGUACGAUCCAUCUAGCCAAUUCCGCUGACCUUCUCGUUACCCGUAGACGACGUGUCUGGCAAUUCACGAGCGAUGGUCUGACAGUUGUCUUUUUGUCCGAUGUCGAAGGUCAUGAACCAUCGGAGCUCAUACCGCGAAGCAUGAAGAUGGUAGAUUAUCUGCGGGAAGAGUCAAACCGUCAGCAAACCAAAGCGGCCAGUGAGAAGUCGAUGUUGCCGUCAGCGACGAACAUACUGCAGCCGCAAAGCGCUCACGUACUGGCGGUGAACGGAUACACCGUUUCCUCAUCUCGCCCGCUGCCUAAGAAUUCCGAGCAGCUGUAUCAUGCGAAGCAGAUGUUCCAAUCUGAUCACGACGUAUCUGAGGUGUUCUCUCGGGGACAGAAUCCUCAACAUUGGCACGUCGCCAAACGCCGACUAGAGAUCAUUGAUCAGCCCGACCAAGCUCAGGUUUAUAUGGAGAUUGCGCGGAAGGAGAGCAACCUCACGGAUGUCGAUAACGAGGUAGCAGCGGUUGUCCGCAGUUUUGUUGAACAAGACGAUGGCCGAGGUUUGUUAGUCGAGUUAUAGAUUAUUGCAUUUCGCGGUUGCACCACAUUGGACGACGCAUCAUCGGAGACAAUCGACGCUCUUACGUCCGUCCGCAAGGCGGAAUUAAAUUAGUUACAUUUCUCGCGAGAUGUUCCUCUUCAACUUGUACUGACCCGCGUCAGUACUUGUAUCAUUCAAAAUGAUGGUCCCCAACUUGCGUCGUGACUCGUCUUGCGGUUUAGCGCCGGAAGUUCGAUAUGUCAUCACGUGGAUUCAGAAUU
Messenger RNA from Rhodofomes roseus, 2442 nucleotides. RefSeq lists its product as uncharacterized. The transcript has 8 exons. Gene Ontology annotation, biological process: vesicle-mediated transport. Gene Ontology annotation, cellular component: intracellular membrane-bounded organelle; Mon1-Ccz1 complex. The coding region runs from base 173 to 2200 and encodes 675 amino acids. Lineage: Eukaryota; Fungi; Basidiomycota; Agaricomycetes; Polyporales; Fomitopsidaceae. The record is from RefSeq and is a predicted model, not a curated record.